AUGUCAGACGAGGAAGGCACUUUAAGCUCACCCACAACCAACGCCUCGGAGUUAAAGCUUCCUCAUUUCUGGCCCCAAAACCCCAGGGUGUGGUUCAGCCAAAUCGAGGCCCACUUCGAACUUCGACGCAUCACAUCGCAGCAGUCGAAAUACCUGCACGUCGUUUCAGCACUGCCACCUGACAUCGCUGACGCCCUAGACGAUGUGCUCGCCUCCACUCCAUCGGAGAAGCCCUAUGACGAACUAAAAAGCACCAUCCUGAAACGCCUUGAGGUGUCCGAACAAAGCAGGCUGCAACAACUCCUGUCUCAUGAAGAGCUCGGUGACCAACGUCCCUCACUACUCCACCGAAUGCGUCAGCUGCUGGGCCAACAAGUGUCAGAGGAGCGUCGACAUCCAUUGCUUCGCGAGUUGUUUUUGCAGAGACUGCCACUCUCAACACAGAUGAUACUCGCUGGCUCGGAUGACGUGACUCUCGAACGUCUGGGUCAACUCGCCGACCGCAUCACCGACUGCACUGAGCCACCAAAAAUGUCUAUUGCCGCAAUGGGAAGGUACGAACAUGCAGACCAGUUAGGUCGCUUAGAAGACAGAGUUGACCGACUGGCUGCAGCAGUUGAAAACCUCGCCCUGUCCAACAAACACCGGCCGGCACGGCAUCGUUCGCCGUCCCGUACUCGAAGCCCACAGCACCGCGGACACUCAAGCGAGGCAGAGCAGAACAUCUGCUGGUACCACCGUCGUUUUAGAGAGCAAGCCACUCGCUGCACCCAUUCAUGCUCGUGGACGGGAAACGCACCGGCCAGUCGCUUACGGCGGAAAGCGACACGGGCCAUCGUAGAAGCCACCUCUUCUUCGUUGUCGACCGCAUCACCGGCACACGCCUCCUUGUCGAUACCGGAGCGGAGCUAUCUAUCCUACCAGCAGCAGCUCAACAUCACCGGGGCGGCAAGUCCAUUUCGAGCCUAA
Molecule: messenger RNA, 969 nt
Organism: Rhipicephalus microplus (southern cattle tick)
Lineage: Eukaryota; Metazoa; Arthropoda; Arachnida; Ixodida; Ixodidae
Source: RefSeq, a predicted model, not a curated record